CUCCUUCCUGUUGCCAUCUACGCUUGGAGACGUUUUUUCAGAGCCUUUUAUUCCUCUCCUCGCCAUCCCUCUCUCCACUCUGUCACACCAUCCCACAGUCCCUCCCAUUGCCCCUUUAAUUGUGUCUUUACAACUUCUCUCCCCUUCGCUCCCACUCGGCGCUGAGAAAUACUUCACCUCAGCUGGAUGAAGAUGCCCGACGCGACACGCGGCUGAGAGUUGAGUAUUUUUGCGCGGUUGGAGAUGUGGAGGGUGUGUGUGACUGCGUGGUUGUGUGUUUAGGAAAUGAGGGGGGCGUGUGUUGUUGAGUUGUGAACACAGCAGUGCAACAGCUGGAUCAGCAGUCCGCCUGUCCCUCCGUGCAGCGCCGCAGAGAGCUCUGAAGACCAGCCCGUGUAUCUACUGUAUGUCUUAUGAUCACCUCUCCGUUCACUAGGAUGUCUCAAUAGGGGUCAUCACAGUAAAUCUAGUAGUGAAACGUUCAUGAUGCCUUCACUGUCCGGGGUUGGAUGUUCUCUUUUCUGUCUCCUUCUGCUCUGGAGGAGAACGGCAGCUCAAAGUGUGGAGGUGCGAUGCUCUGUGGGGGGUCCAGUGGUGGAGCUGCACCCUGUUCAGGGUCUGCUGGAGAGGUUUGAUGCUGGUCCAGGCUGUGCUGCUCGAGAACGCGGGAACAAGGAAACUCAUGUGAUUGCAGUGGGGAGAGUGACAAAGAGCCCCGAAAACAAGGUGACGGUUUUGCUGAGGCCUUUAUCUCUGACCCCCUCCCCUCUCAGAGCCUUCCACCUGUUGCUCAGCUCCAAGCUCCCGCUCACCUGGUGGCUGGAGGCUGAGAGACUGCCCCCCAACCUCCCAGUGCUGGUGCAGGUGUCCUCCAACUCGAGUGUGCAGUCCCGCAACCUGCAUUUGCACAUCCAAACGGUGCGUUCGCUGCCUUUUCGUCCACGUGCACUGUACCGCUGGGCUCUGAAGCACCACGGCAACCUGUCCUCUCUGACACACACAGCACAAGGCAAUCGAGUCUACGUCCCGCUGGGGGAGGACCCAACUCUGCCUGCUGUGUGCCAGCUGCAGUCCAUGUUCCUCUCUCACAGCUACAUGACCUCUGACCUGCAGCAACAGGAAGUGCAGGGUUGCGCCGAGGCACAAGCAGGUGGGAUGAGCCCUGAAGUCCACGUGAUCAAGCUCCAUUCAGCGGGCUCAGGGCUCUGUGGCUCUCUCCAAGUGGAAGUGAUUGUCUCUCUUGUGCCCCUUGUGGCCAACUCAAAGACCCAGAAGGUUGUGCUGAUUCUCAGCAGCUCGGUGCCAGUCAACUGGGCCAUUGUUGCUCACGGUGUGCGGGGUCAUAUCUCCGUUCAUUCCUCCAACAGUGUAUCCCCACCCUACCCACCUGAGCCUGACCUGACCCUGUCCAGUACACUGAACUCUGACCUGUCCACCAUAUCGGACCUGCUUGCAUGGGCCAGUGAGAGCGGCUACCCCAGGGUGACCUCAUACACUGAGGCUGACCUGGCCAAUCGCUUUGUGAUCCAGCUGGCUGGGGGCGGGACAGACGUGGUUGCAGAGAUGAAUCCUCUGGUUGUGAGGCCUCCCUGGGCGGAGGAGCACAGGCUGAGGCAGUGGCUGAACGGCGGAGGCAGAGCAGGAGGAGGCCGAGAGAGUUUCACAGUGCAGUGUGAGGACGGACGCCUCAGCGUGACCGUGGACCAACACAUCCUGCAGAGCUUUUCUGUCCCUGUGGCUGCUGUGACCCUACGUGACUCGACGUGCCAGGCUCAGUCCAAUGGGAGCCAUUUCCUGUUGGCGUUCCCAGUGAUUUCCUGUGGGACUGAGGGUCUGCUCCUGGGACAGCCCAGAGGGGUGCAGUACAAAAACAUGGUGUUAUUAUGGAGAGACAAACCUGAGACCAUUCUCGCCCUCAAUGACACAGAGAAGAAAUCCAAAAGUCCACUAGGCAUACAUUUCAGCUGUUUUGCUGCAGUCCCCACCCUCCCCGGCCCCCCUGUAGACAGUGAUGAUGUCAAGGUAAACACUCUUCAGGCAGGGCCGGUCCCCUGGGCGCCCAAGGGUCCAGGGCUUAAAACAGGAAUGAGCCACAUACCGAUACCCAGACGCAGACCUGGGCCUGUUCUUAUUUUGAAGCUGUUUGUCACCGAAAGCUACGAGCCGGGACGGAUUGGCCCCUGUGUCAUAACUGCAGACCACCGUGUCUAUGUUGAGAUCUCAGCCAAAGGGCCCCUCAUAGAAGUUGUGGAGGUGAACUCAUGUGUGGUCUCUCCCCUGUCGGACCCAAAAAAGUCUAGUUUCUGGACUGUCAUAAGCGAUGGAUGUUCCUCAAACCCCUCAUUGACCCUUGAUGGAGAUGAUGAAGAGGACGAAGAGGCACAAGGUGAUGGUGAACUGGAAGAGGAGAAGGAAGAAAUGGAGGGACUGGAAAAAGGAAGAACUCAUGAGAGAGGUGGGGGAGUCUCACUCCGACACAAAGGUGAAAGAAGAAGGGGAGAGAAACCAGAAAGUGUGGGAGCAGAGGAGGAGAUACAGCCCUUGAGAUUUAGUUUCAUCCUGCGGCCAGUUUAUAAUGACCCUAUGCAGUUCCUCCACUGCAGCCUCCGCCUUUGUGUCUCUGACUCAACAAGAGGGGAACCCAUGAAGGAGACUGUCAAGAAUGACUGUGAGGACGGCAUACGUAUCCCUCCACUUGUAUCUAGAUCACCUAGACGUCAGUGUGAGAUCAGAAACCUCUCCAGGCCCAUGGUGGUCACCCAGCCUAUUAGUGCACCCAAACUGCUGAGGCCCCCUGCUGGCCAAAGGACCAAGAGACUGAGCACCUCCCCAGUGGCGAGUCCAGACCCAGAGCACAGCAGCUCUGUGGUGCAGACAGGACCAGUGAUGGGAAUCGUCUUUGCUGCCUUUGUGAUGGGUGUCAGUCUGAUGGGGGGGCUGUGGUGCAUCUACUAUUACACAGGAGCACACUCAGCAUCACUUGGAGAAGGAGGUCAUUUAACAGACCAGGCUCACAGAGUCCACAACAUCUGGAAUACCUCCCCGUCUGAUCAGUCCUCCAGCUCGGUGUAGAGGAUUUCCUCCCUGCAAAUCUGAGAGAGGAGAACUGGAGCAGAGGUUCUAGCAACAUGUGUGUGUGUCUGUGCAUGUGUGUGUGCGUGUGUGUGAGCGAGCACAGCUGCCUGUAUGUGUGUGUGUGUGUGUGUGUGUGUGUGCGUGUGUGUGUGCGUGCGUGUUUGCAGAGCCGUGUUCGUGCAGCUCUCCGCGUGAGUAUCACUCCGUGCAGCAUGCAGGACUGACACCAUGUGAAUACAGUAGCACUCACUCAUCAUUGUGAAGAUCAGGUGUUUGAUUCAAAGUGAAACGUUGUUUGUUUGAUGCUGCAAACCAUUGUACACAAGUAAUUUCCAAACUGGCAGCCCCUGAUUGAAGAGACCUCUAUCUGGUUUCAACAGGAUCUAAGCUUGGUUGGCGUGACUCAAACAGAAAUUGUGUCACCAUCGCCUUAGGAAACGGACCACAAGGUCAAAGAUGAAUUGAAAUGUUAGCGAGUGUGUGCCUGUUUGAAGAGUCAGUGUUUUACAGAGUCAUUUUCACUGUUUGUGUUGUAACUGUCAAUCAGCUGGAUAUCAAAACUGCAUUUUACUGUACAUUUACCGUAUGUGAUUGUGGCAAAUAAGAUGUAUUGAAAGAGCCAUGUUGACUUUCUGUUUCACUCUGAAAUCACAUGCAACACGAAUAAAACGACAGAAGUUAA
Messenger RNA from Dicentrarchus labrax (European seabass), 3757 nucleotides. It is a transcript of the gene engl, whose product is annotated as endoglin, like. Bases 484 to 3072 code for a protein of 862 amino acids. Lineage: Eukaryota; Metazoa; Chordata; Actinopteri; Moronidae. The transcript has 17 exons. The record is from RefSeq and is a predicted model, not a curated record.